Messenger RNA from Ilex paraguariensis (yerba mate), 333 nucleotides. NCBI's taxonomy places the organism in Eukaryota, Viridiplantae, Streptophyta, Magnoliopsida, Aquifoliales, Aquifoliaceae. The record is from the annotation of a GenBank genome assembly.
AUGGUAGGUGGAGAUCAGAACGUCACCGGAAGAAGAGCAAGGCAAAUUAACACAUCAUUGGAGGAUAGCCAAAAUAGAUUAGAACGUUGCCAGAAGAUAGCUAGGGAAAAUCAGAACGCAUGUCAUCAGAGAAUAGUCGAAACAUUGUCGAAUGAUGGCAGGGGCAAAUCAGAAUGUUGCUGGAGUAUGGCUGAAAUAGAUCGGAAUGUUGCCAGAAGAUGGGCAGAGGAGAUCGGAAUGAUGCCAAAGGAUAGGAAGGACAAAUCUAAUGGAUGGUCGAAACAGAAUGAAAUGUCGGCGAAGCAAGUCAGAACUUUACUAGUAGAUGGCUAG